This is a messenger RNA of Porites lobata, 14341 nucleotides long. The record is from the annotation of a GenBank genome assembly. Lineage: Eukaryota; Metazoa; Cnidaria; Anthozoa; Scleractinia; Poritidae.
AUAGAUCUCAAUGAAUGCAGUAGGGACAAGUAUUACUGCCAUCAGGUCGCCAGCUGCAAAAAUUAUCGUGGUUCAUUUACUUGCACUUGUGAUCAAGGCUACUUUGGAGACGGCUUUGAGUGCGAGCUCAAUUACGCAAGUAUGAUCAGAUACAAAAUUGCAGCGCUGCAUAUUAAUGAUGAACAGCAAGUUGAUUUACAGUAAUCUAUUCUCACUGGAGCCAUCAGCAAACAAUUCCCGUGAUCCCAAUAAUAUAGGGGAGACCUAGCCGGAGACGGUAGGAGCGGGGAGCUCCUGGUAAAGAGAUAGUUCAUCAAUGCGGAGAAAUGGGUGGGGCGUGUAAAGAAAUGUACGAAACACUGAAAAGACUGAGCAGGCUAUUAAUUGCGAAGAGAAACUAGCGUUAUACAUAGGUAUAGGAUAACCACGAGCUAUACGCGGCGUGUUAGUAUCACGCUCUUUUAUUGCGGAGUUCUUAUGUUUUCAAUGGCCAUCAUUCAGUAGCUUCUACUGCAACGUCUUAAUUUUCGAGUGUCUUUUUAUGAUUUCCCAUUCUAAAUGACACGCUAUGGAGAAGAGUAGCUGCGCAGGCGACAUGGUAUCCUCCUCCUUCUUACGAGUCUGAAGUUUGCAGUUUAAUUCGGUGGCCUGGUUAAUAUUUUGCAUAUUCGGUAGCAUGCGUAGCAGGCACUUGGAAGUAGUGGGCGAAAGAGAGAACGGCCGCGCGCGCUCGAGGGAGACACGCUUGCGUGCCCGUUACUUCCAACGCCUGCAACGCAGGCUACAUAUUCAGCCUUAUUAUUACCCCUAGUUUUAAACUCUUGCUGUGAGGAAAGGCAUUCGAAACUAAAAUUGAUAAUUUUGCCUCGCAAGGUAAGAAUCCGAUUCGCAUUGAAAAAGAAUUUUUAAAUUCCCGGGUCCGUUCGAGGCCACCAACUCAGGGUCUUUAACUGCCGCUGACUGAGAGGCUAAAUUGUUUCCUUGGAAAAGGCAUCUACAAAAGGUUAAAAUUUUUAGUCUUCUCAGACAAGGACGAUAAACCGUAGGCCCCGUCUCCUAACCGCUUUAAAGAACUCAUGCUCUGUUCGUAAAGAGUAGGGGACGCAUUCUCCGGUGCUGUGGUCUAUCUCCCAAGGUGGGCGGGACUGUUAUGGGUCCUCGGUGAUAAGCACCACGCCCUGUUGCGGUAACCCUGCCAAGAAUUGGUGAACCUAAGUAAGUAAAUUAGUAAUAACUUUGUCUCUACUUUUUGUAAGGGGUUUGAAACAGUCUGCUAUUGUGGGGAAUGAUGCUAACUACUUGCAAUAUUUAAGCUCCUGGCUCAAACCAGUUGCUCAGAGCAAAUCUUCACGAUGGAAGCGUUGUUGGCGGGCGUCCGUGGAUGGCUGGGCUGCCAGUACUUUUCACAGCCGAUGUGACAACAAAGGACCAACUGUAACAAUCAUAAGAGUCGGCGGAAAAUACAUUUUUGGAGGUUACACCAGCCUCUCAUGGGGUAAGUGGUUUGGUUUUUCUAAAACUGGGUAUUAUUAGCAAGUAAAAUUGUCCAAGGAAGUAUUUGAAGUAGAAAAUAAUAUUACCACGAAGAAGACUAAAAAAAGGUGCAUUCACGUAAUUUUGUCACCCUUAUCCCAUUUCGGUCAAUUCGCCAAAUGGAGGUGAAUUAUUCUGGGUUGAAAUUUGAAAAAUCUCUACCAAAUAUUAGACAAAGAAAAUCGUUGUCUUGUGUACACGUACCCCAUAAAACUAAAAUUAGGACGUUUGAUAUCGUAUUCGAGCUGCGAAUUUGCCGACAAUUAAAUUCUGUGCUGGCGCAUUUUCUUUUCAGAGUUGUUCCUCUCUAAAGUGUUUUUCAGGCAAAGUAUUCCGCACUAAUGUCUCAAGUGCCGCUGUAAUUAAAAGACCAGUAAUAAAAAAUAACUAGAAGGCGAGUGUGAAUUGAUCAAGGCUUAGCUUCCUUUUCCUGCCUUAAGACUAACAUGAAAACUGUAUGUAAAUAGUGCAAGUUAGAUGGGGAAAUUUACCACUUCUAAUCAAGUCUUGUUAUAGUUCACCAAAAAAAUUAAACAGAUCUAGAGAGAGUAUUUUGAUCAAAGCUACGUAUACUGAUAUCAACCUGAGUAAUAGCAUGGAAUCCUGGUUUCAUCUCACCUAUUAUGUGACUUUGACGUGUAGUUCAAUGAUCCCACAUUAGUUCAUUGAGCGUAAACUACGCGUCGCUGCGGGAAAAAUAAUCACAAAUACGUUAGAUUUUUUUGAUAUGAAUGUGUAGCGUUAUUAGAUUAAGUGGUAAAUACUCAUUUAGCAACGAUCCAAGAACUAUAUUGAGAAAUAGCUAUGGUACACUCAUGUUAUAAAGUAUUAGUGAGCUCACUAAAUAUAAACAGGAACAUAGACUGAUGGUAAGUUAAAAGUUAUAGUCUGCUCAAAUUAGGUCUGUCAUUAGGAAAUCUUAACAAGAAGGAUAUUUAUAAGCUAAAGAUAGAGGACCCUUUUGCCAAAGAAUUUGCAGAAAUUUGGUCUGACACUUCCUUUGAGGGGAGAAUAGUAUUAAAAUAUCAUUUUCUCAUCUCUACCUUUGUUGCAAAAUUCAUUAAUAUUCCGCACCUGAGUUUUCUGCAAUGAUUGACCUACCAUCAAUAACACAAAAAGUUAAACAUCUAAUGGACGAUAAUUCUCUCAACUUCUUUUCCCUCGACCAUUUUCAGAAUAGAUAUGAUAUUUGAGUAAUACCCUUAAUGUUUUUCGGAAUAGUCUCAGCCGUGAAAUCUUUGCAACGACAAAUCCCAGGAACACACCAGCAGCAUGACAGUUCUUUCAACACAUUUUUCAAUUGCCAAAAUUCAUCUAGAAUUGUUUUCAAACAACAAAUGGUAUAAAGACAUCUGCUCUUCAACCGGUAAAAAUGUUAACUCGAGAAACGUUUUUCAAGCAGCAAACACUUGUACAACGAUCUGAAAACUAAUUAACUUUAAUUUCAGAUUUUUACAUAGACGUUUACCAACUAACAGCUAUCUACAAAAAUAGGAGUUAGAGAGGACGGAAAGUGUACUUUUUGCCGCGACGAGAAAGAGGAUUUGACGCAUCUGUUUUGGAAAUGCCAAAAUGGCUUCAGUCGUGCCAGAUCCUCCAACCAGACAAUUACUUAGACAUGACCACCGUUUCGAUCCUUACUCCAGACAGCUCAUCCUUUAAGCUCCAUAUAAUUUUAUGUUGCCUUUUAGCUAAAACCUUUAUCUGGAUAUGCAGAUUGAAGGAAUGUUAUUCAAAUGACAACAACUUCCUACUUUAUCUGAGACAUAUACCAAUUAGAAAAUAACACACCAAGCAAUAUAUAUGUAUAUAUAUCUGUCUGGAUUUGCAAAAAACAUGGCUGCAGAAAUCUCUCUUCUAUACCCUCUGACUGAGUCUUGUAGUGCAGCAUUUUUUUUUUUUUAUAGCUACUUGUUAUUUAUUCAAUCGGUACCGGAGAGGCCACAGUAGAUAGACUUUCAUGAGUUUCUCACUGGCUAUUAAGAGCAGUUGUCUGUAAGAUUCGAACUAUAUUGAAAAGUCGCUGCUACACUAUCUCACCGAAUUGGCUAAAAACUGGCAUGUAGACUUGAUGAUUUGGGGUCUUUAAUAAGGAAUAGGUAACUUUAGGUUCUAAUUUCUUCCUUUGGACCGGCGCCAUAUUGGUUAAUAGAAGAUGUUUUUGUGCCGUCGACUACAACCCUGUCCUCAAAGCUAAUCUUCCUUUGCCGAUACACGUUGAAAGAACUAUCCCUCUUUAUUGUAUUUUUAGAAACUACUUCGAAAUUGAUAACGUUUUCGCAACGAUCGAUUAAACUUUUGGUGGGUAUACUUUUUGAAAUUUUUACACCUGUAAAAUUAACAGAAAUUCAAAGGCGUAUAUCUCUCUUGCCACAUCGCAUUGAAGCUUGCCACUCUGCCUGAAUACUCAUUGUUUGUAGUUAAAUCGAGUUCGUUAUUUAAAAAAGGGCAAAUUUAAUGGAGCGGAAACAAAAGUUAUGAAUGAAAGAGUGUUCUAGCGACUUUAUCAAUAAGCUUUACACCGAAUACUCGCCAGGUGUUGCCAACAUGACGGGCUUUGCUCACCAAAAAAAAUUAUGCAAAUUAGGCUAAGGGUAGAUUGAAUCUACCCAUGGCUUAUGAUUAACUGAAACGGGAGAUCACAAUUCGCGCCUUCAUAUGACUGAGGUGUUACUUUGGAAUCCUCGGUAAUUACUUUUUUCGCACUUGCCGACAUCCAAAAACACCCGGCGUGGGAAUCACGAGACGUGUAAAUAAGACAUUUCUUGACAUAAUAAAAAGGUUUUCCAGAUACGGACGCGCAUUUGUUGGCUUUACUCGCGUGGAGACACACGUCAACUGUUACUUCUCACGCGAAAUAGUAUUCAAGGCAUGGCUCUACUAUAAAAAAAACCCCGCUCCUUAUUGAUCGCACAACCAUAAUCAUAAAAGGCGAUAGCAAGAAAAAUAACUAUCACUCGAAUGGGAUAAUCGAAGAUCAAGAACCAAACCUCAAGAGAGCGGGGUUUAUAUCUGUUACUAAAGCGAAAAUGGAAAUGAAACAUAAACCCUUUGCCGACUCAGAAAAUAUUACGAGAAGCUAAAGUUUACCACCCGAGAAACAUUUUAAUGACGGCCUAUAAUCUAUUCUUACAGGAGGAAAGAAACUAUUUGCAAUUAUGUCGAUCGAACAGUAUACUAUCUUCUGUCUAUUACUGUGUAGUCGGCAGGAACAUUACACAAAACGGCUUCAGCAACGAGGUUCGAUGUGAUAAAUUAAGUACAUUUACGUACCUGUGAUAGAUUAAUGUUUACUCACUGAGAAUGAUUUAAUCCCAGAGAAACUACGAUUCCCGAAACAGGAACAUUUGGAAUUCUUGGACAUCAGUAACUACAACCGACUUAUAACAGCUUCAUUUUAAUAGCGACUUGAUUCUGAAAUAAUAUACCGUGAGAUUUAACGCAAAGCUCAUAGGGCAUGGCGAAGGGAAGGCAACCAGAGGGUUUUAAGUAAUCUGGUGGCCCAAUCUUUUCUCCGGCACUAGCCACGGGAAGUUAACCUUAAGAUUCUCUUUUGCUAAAGUAAUGCUUUGAUUUAUUUAACGUACGAUAAUUGACUCGGUUGUGUUUUACAAACACAUUUUUUUGUAACCCAAGCUUCGUAAUUAAGCCAGAGAAGGGAAAUUUUUGUCGUCGAUUUUCAUUGACAAAAUCAUUUGUAAAAACUAAUAGGCAUGUGAGUGUUACAACUUUUCAUUUGACGUUUUACAGUACGGAUAGCUCGGUAACAAGCGGCAAGAUAAUUUCAUUUUUACAUACAUAUAGUAGCAUCGUUUGAAAUUAAUGAAUAAUACUAAUAAUAAAAACGUUUUGAUGGUGUUAUCAUGAUUUUGGUUAAAACAAUUUUGUCACACUGUGUCGCUGAAAGUUUAUCUCAGUACCCAAGCAAUACUUGUAACUAAAGUAAAUUCUAUGUGAAUUUCUGAAAGAAAACUAAAGCAAAUCAGUGCACACUCCAUCACUUGCUGCAAAUUAUAACCCUGUAUCGAAGAAAAAUAAUUUUAAAUCACUCAAUAAUGAUGUUGAUAAUAAUAGCAAUAACAAUAAUAAUAAUAAUCCGUCAUCAGGUAACAAUAGCCCAUAAAUGAACUGGCCACCCAAGAGAAACAGAACCAGUUAGUACAAAAUGAAAAUGAUGAAAAUUAGGUCCUGUAAUCAGAUAACAACAGCCCAUAAAUGAACUGACUACCCAAGAGAAACAGAACCAGUUAGUACAAAAUGAAAAUGAUGAAAAUUAGGUCCUGUCAUCAGAUAACAACAGUCCACAAAUGAACUGACUACCCAAGAGAAACAGAACCAGUUAGUACAAAAUGAAAAUGAUGAAAAUUAGGUCCUGUCAUCAGAUAACAACAGUCCACAAAUGAACUGACUACCCAAGAGAAACAGAACCAGUUAGUACAAAAUAAUAAUGAUAACAAUUAGAUUUUGCCAUUAGAUAACAAAAGCCCAUAAAUAAACUGACUACCCAAGAGAAACAGAAUAAUAAAGCUAAAUGUUUUCUUUAAAUUGAAGUGACCAGAAAACAGAAAUACCUCACUGUAUUGGGAAUAACUUGACUAAAAACAAACUUACCUCAAGUCUAAUAUCACUAAUAUGUAACUUAAGUCCGUUUUAGUCUGACCUCUACCUUAAAGGAAAACAGAAUUUACAAGGCCAUCCGGUGGAAUGCUUUUCUGGCGAAGAAGACCAGUAAUCAAACGAACGUGGAAGCGACGUACACAGUAGCUGGCAUCAUGUUGAAUUCCACUACGGCAUAGGCCGAUUUGGCGGGUUCAAGUUCCCGCGUUGCCACGUUUUUCGUCAGGAAAUCUCCUAAAUAUUUCAUUUUUGGAGAAACCCGUCGGACGGACUCCACAUAUUUCUUCUUUGAGUGCAUGCCAAUGCUUUUGGGGGUUGUAACCCUCGACAGACUCGAAAUGGGAAACGAAGACUCAUACCGUCGACGGUCGCCUUCACUUCAAAUGGUUUCGAAAUCAAAACCACAGCGCUUUUGAACUUUGAAAGUCUAAGGUAGAAUAUUAAUUAAUUAGUAAGAAUUUAACUCGUUUACAUCGCAUGAUCGCUGCCUGACCCUCAAAAACAAAAAAAAUCGUACAUGUACGCUGCCGUCCAUUCAUUUGAGCGGCACUGGAAGCAAGUUUUUGCAGCGAUUUGUCGCACACGUCACGUCAUGUCUCAAGAGGGAUUUUCUGACUCCGGCACUCGAGCAUUUAAUAUUUCCACAUGAAAUAUAGGUCGCUCCUUCAAAAAUUUUAUCAAAGUGACAAAGGAAACAUAAAAUGCUUUAACGUAAUGUCUUUUAAGCCUGGCGUGCCCCGUCCAAAUCACCGGCAGUCCGAUCUGGAUUUGUUUAUCGGUUUUACAGACCAACAGUAAGUCUAAAUUCAUGUAAAUUACUUUCUACGGGUAGAUGAAGCGAGCUUUUAUUUUUAAGAAGAUACAUUUCGAAUGAUCAAAAUCUUUUUCAUUUUAAACAGAAAGGUCACGCCGCAAAAAAACCGUUGCGUGGGAUGCUGGCUCCUCGCCUUGCCUCGCGCUCAAAUGACGUGUCUCUCGCGGAUACUUGGCAUCUGGUUUACUUAUUAUGUUCCGGUCUUAAUUAAUUUUAUGACACCAAGCAAACACCUUUCUAUCGCGUACCAGGGCAUCAAUUUCCGGCGCCUGCUGAGAUUUUUUUUCUUGAGCAAAGCUCCUCAUGUUACAAUCGAUAAUAGAAAUUCUGUCACUAAAUCUGAGUGGUCUAUAUAAUAAAAUUAGCCUCUGUAAUAUCAGCCAUAGCUCUGCUGCGAAAAACAGUAGAAAAAGGCAGAUUGUAUAAGGAAAAGGAAAAUGAAUUUGUUAUAUUUAUGCUACGACGCGUAAAUAAAAUGCAACCAUAACAGUCCAACUGGAAUUUCUCUAAUUUUCCUCCAGUUCCUUUAUCGAAACCAGAGCUUUUAAAAUUCACCAUAAUAAUGAAAAUGGAAAUGCAUUGCCUUACUUGACGACAAAGAUGCCAAUUUCCACCUUGAUCGAAAAAAAAGUAAUAUUUCCCCACGCAUAUCGCGGGGCGAUCGUCACUUUCCUUGCAUGGCGUUACAAUUCACGUGAAACCGCCUGGUUUCAAACAACUGAACUGAAGAAUCCGUGAAAAACUUAGCCAGGGAAUAAAAUUGAUAUAAGUUAUCAUUAUUAGUGAGCGAGGAUGCGAUGAUAGUUUCAGCUACAUGUAUUUACAGCGUUUGAAGAACUCAUGAGACAUGAGACAUGAGCCCUUGAAAUAAACAUCAUUACUUCCGGGUUUUCCAAAUUGGGCGCCGGCAAAGUAAUAAAUAGACUCGUUCUAUCUUGAACGCCAUUAACAACGGUUCCGUGCAAAAUUAUUUAGUUUUUAUUUUCGUUUGAGGAGAUUCUUGGUCUUUCGAUAAAGUGCUUUGUGAUAAACAGGAAAAUUGGUUUGGAAGAGGUUGAGAAGAAUGAGGGAUGAGCACAGGAGAUAAGAAAACCCCAGUCACCCCACUGAGGGGCUUUAAAACUGUGCGCAAAUGCCUCUCCCUAAGGACAAUUCCAGAUUUAAGUUUUCUUGAAAAAGCUUAAAAUCGCUAGUCCAUGAAUGGAUAACUCAAGAUAGUCCUGAUUCUAAAUAAAGAAAAUAGCAAAGAAAAUUCAGUAGUAAAGCGACCAGAGUGUUUCUCCGAUAUCGCGAACAAAAAUGGUGUUCUUUCACGGUGUGACUUAAGAUGUGUCUGCAGUUUAAUGUAAAAUCAUUCACCAUGCUCACGGACCUUUCGACAACCUAAGUGUACCGAUUGAUGUAAUAUCAGUGGUAAAAAACGAACGCUCUUUACUGUAGGAUGAUGAGGUCAUCAUACAAAAGGCGUCUUCACUCUGGCAUCCUCAUUUUCUAACCGUCAAAACCUAAUUUUCUCUGCUCGUAAACUCAAAACACCUCUGAAGACAAGUAGUGGUAAUGUGCUUGUUAGUAAGACGACCAACAAGCUGUGCCCAUCGUAAAGAAUCUUGUCUGGGCUCCCUUGAAAAAUUGCACUUGAUCAGAAGCGUUCAAGUUCAUCCUCCGCCGCGACAACUUCAUGAUCUAUUUUUACUAAUGGGUGGUUCAGUUUGGAACUAUCCUUUGGCUUUUCCUUUCGGGUCUUCAGGAGCGUCUCUAUCAGGAGCGUAGCCAGGAUUUUCCAGGUGUGCGCCCAAUUCUCAAAACUUACCCCAACUUCUUGCUCAGUUCUCUCGUAUUAAACGUUUCCCUAUUACAUUUGCUAAUUCUGUUAACUAGAUGAGGUUAUGCGUGAAUGAAAUGGCACUUGCAAUCGGUGAGAAAAUUAGGUUAGACACUUUGCCCUCAAGUACGGCUCUCACGUUUUGCUUUCUAGUAAAAAGUGAAGCUUUGGCUUUCCCUUUCCGUGUAAACAAUUUCGUUCGGCUGUUCAAACUACUUUUAGAAAACAACAAACUACCCAACUUUAUUUUUAAUGAAGGUAUAAGGGUAGGAAUCCACAUUGUUUUCAGAUGUUCUUCAAAAUGUACGCCAUGCAAGUGGAGUGCUUCACUGAUUUUAACACGAAGAUUGUGAAGCAAUGUCUAGUGAGUGCGGGGGGUAAUGCUCCAUCUUAAAGAAAUGAAACUGAAAAGAAAAAUUUUGUAUAAUAGGAGUACACAUUUUUUAACUUUAUCGAGUUGUGAAAAAUCACAAAUUUGUUUCUUCUUGAAUGUGUUAUACUCUCAUCCAGUUUGAGUGUUUUCAGUGUUUCCGAUAUGUCCGUCGGAGAUCGGUAGUUACCGUGAAUGAUCGAUUAAGCGCCGCGGCGCCCAUUUCAUUUUCCAUGUUAAAAGUGCGGCGCUUAUUAGGGAGGGGCGCUUAUUUCAACUGCGGGUAAAACACUAAGGGGAAUAUAGAGAGAGAAGUCAGAGUUCGGCAAGAAAAAGGACAAAUAUGCACACCUCGAACUGUUAUAUGAACCUGGUUUCGAAAGUUCCCGCUCAUUAUAACUUUAGAACUCACGAUUGGGUCGUGGUCUUGUUUGUCAGGCGAUAUGGUUUUGAUGUCUUUUUAUAUCAAGCGGCAUAACAAGUCUAACAAAGGUCGGACGUUUACUCCGUAGCGGCGUUUAUUCCAGUAGCGGCGCUUAAUCGAUCAUUUACGGUAACUGCACAUUUGCUUGGAAAAAAGGAAAAAAUGAAAGGUUUAUUUUGUCACUUGGGAAGUUAAACUUGAUUUCAUAGGUCCGUUCAUUUCAAACAGGUAACAUAGUGCUUUCGUCAAGGGAAAAAAUGGAAACGUUUGCUCUAUUUUCCCUUGGCUUGGUGCCUUAGUGAUAUAUAAUUCUUUGGUCUUUAUGGGAGCACGGCUGAAGUCAUCAUAGCUUUUCUUUAAAAUAUAUAGAAAAACAAUCGUCGCUUAUCAAUUUUUAGAGCACUGUCCAGUCAAUUAAUUUUUGUUUAGUCAUGGACUAAAAUGAUCGUUUUUUGUUAACCUUUAUGGAUUUUUUUUACGCAUGUACGGGCCUGAGGAAAUGUUACCUGAAAACAAGCUACGAUCCUAACUUUCUACCUUCGAGUCUUUUCCACAGCCAUAAGUUUUUCCCUGAAGGAAUUUUUCUUUGUUUCACAUAAUGAUUGGUCUUGUAUGCUCAUCUAUUUUUGAGAGGCUUUUGAGAGGGGGGGUACAAUAAAGUUUUGGCCAUUUGUCAGUUGUCAGUUAAAUUUAAGGCCAUUUGUCAGUUGUCAGUUAAUUGGCUGUUAAUAAUUAAUUAAGUAAUUUAGUUAUUUCUUUUUUAUCCAAAAUUUAAUUCGAACAUUGCUACACUAAUAACCUUUUUUUUUCAAAUUUGGAGUUGAAUUCAUUACAAGCGGCUUUCUAUCGUUACUCUCCUGCUUGCCUGAGCAAAACAUUCCUCUCUAACCCUUAGACCCUUAGCGCAUCAAAAUUCACCUUCAAAAUACUUGAAGUAUAUCGCGAGAAAGACAAACAAAUAUCGCAAGAGUUCUUUCUUUUUUUGUUCGUUUGAUUUUAUUGGGUAUUGUUUGUCAAUGGCUCAGUUGUGAUUGGCUGGGAUGAAGGUGAUCGGGGAAUAUUGCACUCGCCCAAACAGGCGCGUUGGGAAGGGAGUACGGUAACAAACAAAAUAUGUUUUCUCCUGUGAAACAUGAAACAUAUCUACUAUAAGCAUGGGUGAAGUGUUUGGUUUCUAUAAUGUUUUGUUUUUAGCUGAUGUACUGCGUGUUUUAAUGUAUGAAUUUACAUACGAUCAACCGACACCACUAAAAUCUGACGUGUAACGAUCCCUCCAGGAAAGGUGUUGAGAAGCAAGCACACGGGUGGUUCGCACCACUGCCGCAAAGCUACAAAAUGUAGUCAUACAUUAGGCCACCGUAAAUAUAACAUAAAUAAUUUCAAGAAAAAUAAAUGUUACAUAGUGCAUUACGUGAAAACAAGAGCGAAAAUAUUCUGAAAACGUGACAGUACCCAGAAGGUUUUCCGGACUAACUUGCAUGCUUAUAUUUACACCACUACAUGAAACAAAUACACAAGCACUUAGAAAAAUACAUACUGUUCAUUUCGCUUCCUGAGUCAUCCAGCAUACUUGGAAGCUCCAUCUUCCACUGGUCGUCCGUUGUGAUGGCGAAGUUAUCACUUUUCCCGCCCGGUUUCGGUGCCAUCCGAUAAAGCUUUAUAUCGAAAUCUCCAAGGCCGUAUUUAAUUGUUAGUUCCUUGAGACCAAGGAAUUGAAUAAGGUGCUUUUUGAGAGCAUGUACUGUAUUUAAGUCAUUUAUCGGAAUAUGGCUUCUAUGUCUUUCGAAUGCCGUAUCCGAAUUAACGCGGUAAAAGCUUACAAUCGCUUUAAUAACGCCAGCAUUGGCAGACAUCAUGUAAGCUGGCGCGUGCUCGGGACUGCUCAGCGUGAGUUUGUAAGUUCGAGAUCAGAGGUGAAAAUUAUGACCCUGAUGUACAUGGGUCAUACAGUAAAUUAUUAACGAAAUAUGACACUCAAGCGUCCUGCUGCUAAGAUUUAAUAUAAAACGUGCAUUUGUUUGACGAAAAGAGUAAAACAUUGUUAUUUACAACGGGUUUUGAAGGAUAUUUAGGGCAAUAAGAUCUUUUGUCAGUUGUCAGUAAAACCCUCUACAAAUGUCAGUUGUCAGUUAAAUUUUAGCCUAUUUGUCAGUUGUCAGUUAAAAUUUUGGCCAUUUGUCAGUUGUCAGUUAACCCCAUUCAGACCCUCUACUUUCUGUCGCUUUUCCCUGAUCUAACAGCUCCUUACUGAACAAAAACGGUUUUAAUUGUGUCUAUUCAGAGAACUAGCCAACAUUUUUUCAGCGAUACGCAAGAUGUUCCUAAUUCCCCCCAGUCCCCGUCUUAGGCGCUGGCGUCGCGUAGAAUUCUGGGUUCACUGAGGUGAACAAAAAAUUUCCCGUCCGGGUAGGGGUUAGUAUUUUGCUGUUUUUAGCCGUGACACUUCUGAAUGAAGCAUACAUGAGGUAAAUACAAUAAAACGGUCAGAGAGUACUGGAAACAAGUUUGAAAAACAAAAAAGAUGGCGGCCGAAACGCGGAUAAUUUUUUUCUGGCUUGCAAAUACGUUUUCUGGAAAUUUUCUUCGCGCUGGCUACCCCUCACGGGUUCAGGUCAAAUUCAAAGGAAAACACAAAACACAGUUUUUAUCACAAUCCUUGGUUUAAAAGACUGUGGUGGUUUUAAAGGCAGACAAGAGAUAUCACGACAUCAGGUGGUACCGUUCGCGAUUUCUGCAAACUUUGGUUGUAAUGUUUCCGCGAAAGUCUACGCAGGUUAAAAUCCAUACAAAAAUGGCGAUUUUUUGGUUGGUUUGGAGCGCGAAAAACCCAGUGAAAUCCGAUAAGCUGACAUUAAUCGAAGGCAAGAUCUUGAAUUUGAUGUUUCUUGAUAUAAAUAUUCUGGUGGUACCCAUUGAGAUGUUGUUACGAGUAACUCACAAUCAGAGACAAAAAACUCCGAAAGUCGCUUCAGUCUUAUUAUUCCGCAAUAUUUUAAAGACCAAAUCGUGGCUCGAAUGCGGCUCUAGCCUGUUAAAUUGCCGGAUGUGACCGGGCAUUCUACGCGAUGAGUGCUUUUAAGGCAAAGGAUUCCGUACUAUUGUCUCAAGUGCUGUUGUAGUUUAAAAAAAUUAACAGAAAUGACUAGAACUUACGUUUUCUGUUUUAUCUUACCUAUUGUAUGACGCACACUCAAUUUUAUAUUAGCGCAUCAGUCUGUCUAGUGGCUCCCAAAGCACUAACACGAUUUUUUAACUAUUCUAUGUUUUAAUUGCUGUAGUCAAUUACUUAUUAUAGGUGAUUAUUAAUAUAAAUUCAUUUUAAAUCUACUUAUACAUUUUGUAUCUUUUUUAGAAUCUUAUCGUAUCUUUUCAGAGUUUUUGUUGUUAAUAGUUGUUUGUUGUAAGUAAUUUUAUCCUUAUUUUUCAUUUUAGUUCUAUAUCGUAAUCAUUUUUAUACGGCCCCUCAAGCGUUGAGUUUUAAGUCUUAUCGUGUUUUAUAAUAAAAGAAAGAGAUGAUGAUGAUCAUGGUGAUGAUGAUGAUCAUGGAUUAUGUUUGAAAACCUUCAGUAUGAAUAUGUAUAAUAUUUCAAAAAGCUACACAAAGAUCGAGCAUACAAUCGACAAACAACAUAGUCAGAACGGAGACCGCUGUAGUGUCAGCUAUUACAAGUGUAUAUUUCUUUUUUCACUCAAGUUUUCCUUGCACAAUUGUGAUGUACUUUGUCGCCGACAAGCAAAACCGUACAUUAGCAUUUUGAAGAGCUGGACCACGACCAAGACGGCAGGGAGUAAUUCGGAAGUUAAUCUGAAUGUACAGUGGAACCUCGGCAUAACGAAGGACCAAGUGACCGGCAGAAUUUGUUCGCAAUAUAACGAAGUUUCGUAUUAUCGAGGUUCUUUUCCAUAUAUUUUAUUAUUACCGGAGUAGCGAAAAUCGUUUGUUACACCGAGGACUUUAAUUGUUAUAUAGAGGUUCAUUAAAACAAGGUUCCACUGUAGUAAACGAUACCUGAACAAUUCAAGCCUUUUUGUCGUAGGUGACGACAAUUGAUAGUCUGUGUACAGACGUUCCCCCUUCUCAGAAAAAAUCGGGAGAAGAGAGUCGUCUCCCGAGGAGGGGGGACGUCUGUACAUAGGCCAGACAAGUGACUAUUAUUCUGCGAUUUAUUAUCGCCAUUUGUAAUAUUGUUGUCUUUAGCUUUUCAAAUAUGCACCAGUGUCUUUGUUACCAGAUUAGAUACUUUAGUAAGAGUAGUUAAAAACCUAUUAAAAACAAACUUUUACGAGGCUCGUAUCUUUACUAAGGGAAUUAAACUAUUACAAGUAGUACAUAUUUUCUUUUCACUUUACGAACUGUACAAAUUGGGAUUUUUGAAGCCUGGGCAUUAAUCUUGCUUUUCAUUUCUUUUUUUCCUAACAGGUUACGGCAGUUGCCAGUAUCGAUACGAUUCAUCGGCAUUUCUUUUCUCGCUGGUUAACAAACCAGGAUGGGCACCUGUGGAACUGCCUGCGUAUAGAAAUUACCGUCGUGCCAUAUACGAUUGCUCGUCUUAUGGACCUACUUUUGGUGGAGGCCAUGACAUUAAAAUUGUCGACUAUGCGUCAUCCGGUAGUGGUUCCUAUACUUAUCUUGGCCAUACUUACACCCCACCAAGCGGGUACAGCUCUGGAAGUAUCUUCACCUACACAUUCCUGCAAGGGCAAAGUGAUACGGGUUAUUUUACACCAGACGAAGUAGAAACGUUUCACGAAACAACCUAG